CCUUCUCCCAAACCCCUCUCUCUCUCUCUUUCUCUCUUCAAAACACAAUCUAAGACAUAAUGGGGAAUUGUAUAGCACAUGAAUCUUCCUCUUCCACUACCAUGUUCUCCGAUGAUGUUGAAUGGGACGAGGAUGUUGUUUCAUCUUCAUCAAAGAGCAACAAUGCUAAAGCAUCAUCAAAGGAAAGUAAUAAUCAUCAUAAAGAAGUGAAGAUAAAGAUAACAAAGAAGCAGUUAGCUGAGUUGCUUGGUAAAAUGGAUGUGAAGGAGUUAAGGGUUGAACAAGUUUUGUCUCAUUUGAUGGAUCAUAGUUCUCAUCAUCAUACUCACCAUUAUUAUUCUCCUUGGAGGCCUGCUCUUCAAAGCAUUCCUGAAUAAUACUCACUACUAGUCUAUAUCAAUUAAGGAUCGAAAUAACGACGUCGUAUUGGUCUUGUGUUAUUAGGUCAAUCAUGUCGUUAUUCUAUCCUUAAUUGAUAGAUUUAUUUCGACGUAGGUUAUAAUAUGGUUAUUAGACUUUCGAAUUGAUGAUUUUGUAUGAGUUUUGGGUUAAGAGUUAUGAAUUGAAAUUUCUAAAUUUUGUUGUAGACAAAUUUAAUUUAGAUAGAAUAUGGGGUGCUUAAAGCUUUUGCUUUAGUUUUCUUGUAUAUAGCCAAGCUCAAAAGAAAAAAAAAAAUAGAAA
Arachis duranensis is the source of this 681-nucleotide messenger RNA. RefSeq lists its product as uncharacterized. The transcript has a single exon. The record is from RefSeq and is a predicted model, not a curated record. NCBI's taxonomy places the organism in Eukaryota, Viridiplantae, Streptophyta, Magnoliopsida, Fabales, Fabaceae. Bases 60 to 377 code for a protein of 105 amino acids.